UUGAACAUAAUCUACAUUACUGUUAUAAUUUAAUCAUUAUUUCUUAAUACAGCAAACAAAUUUUGGAAUAUUUUUUUUUAUUAAGUACUUGAAGAAGAUAAUUUAUAUACCAGAAUUGAAAUUUAUAAUAGUUAACUUCCAUGUCGCUUGGGCAAGUGAAUUAUAUGUGAAUAUAUCUGAGACAAAAACGUUUAUUUAAUGGUCAAGAAAAUUUAUACGGCUGCAAUAAGCAUUGAAGUAGCUUUAAAUAUAAAUUUUAUAGAGAUUAAAUAUAUAAAUAGUUGUUUACUAAAGUUAUUGUUACAACAUCUAUACCCCUUUGAUAAUAUUAUUCGUUGAAAUAAAUCAUCAUGACUGCGACAUCAGCAUCACCAACUCCGGUCGAAGAGAAGGCACAUGCCAAAGUCGAUUCGCCUAAAAAAGCAGCUGCCAAGAAACCAGCAACUAAAGCAACUCAUCCAAGUGCUGCUGAUAUGGUCAUUGCUGCUAUCAAAUCUCUUGGUGAACGUAGGGGAUCAUCUCUUCAGGCCAUCAAGAAGUAUAUCGCUGCAACCUACAAGGUCGAUAUUGAAAAACAAGCACCGUUUAUCAAGAAGUCUCUCCGAGCAGCUGUCAUCAAGGGAACUCUCAUUCAGACCAAAGGAAAAGGUGCUUCUGGAUCAUUCAAACUCCCAGUUGAGAAAGUAGCAUCUAAACCUAAAGCAACAGUGAAGAAACCCGCUGCUACUAAAAAACCCGCCGCUGCUAAAAAACCUGCAGCCAAGAAAGCAACUGGUGAAGCCAAAACUAUUAAGAAACCUGCAUCACCUACAAAGGCACCAGCGAAGAAAUCUGAGGCAAAGAAACCAACAGCUAAAGCUCCAGCUAAAACUAAAGCAGCCGCUUCUCCUAAAGCUAAGAAAGCUACCAAAGCUCCGACAGCCAAACCGAAGUCACCUAAGCCGAAGAAAGUCGCUGUACCAAAAACAGCAAAAGCUCCAGCCAGAAGAACCGCAGCAGCUAAAAAAUAACUUCUCACCCAUACAUUCCUUAGGAAUGCUUGAUUAUU
Messenger RNA from Microplitis demolitor, 1048 nucleotides. RefSeq names its product histone H1-III-like. Gene Ontology annotation, cellular component: nucleosome; nucleus. The record is from RefSeq and is a predicted model, not a curated record. Gene Ontology annotation, molecular function: nucleosomal DNA binding; double-stranded DNA binding; structural constituent of chromatin. The transcript has a single exon. NCBI's taxonomy places the organism in Eukaryota, Metazoa, Arthropoda, Insecta, Hymenoptera, Braconidae. The coding region runs from base 351 to 1010 and encodes 219 amino acids. Gene Ontology annotation, biological process: negative regulation of DNA recombination; chromosome condensation; nucleosome assembly.